AUGCAGUCAACUUCGGGCAGUUCCAGGCUGGUCCCCGAUGCCCAUGGUCUCCUGCAAGCAACCGACCUGAGCGGCCUAGAAAAUAUUCUUCUUGCUGUCAGUACUGGAACAUGGCUUAUUGUUCUAGCUGUGACAAUAACUGGAGUCAAAAAACUGGGAUUCAGAAUAUGGGGAUCAUCGGCGACGGCGUUUCGACCACUCGCACAUAUCUACGAAGACCAGGAUGGACAGGCUACUAUUCAAUCAUCCCAGCGCGCUUCGAAGAAAUGGCUUCGACUCACUAUACUUUCCAUUGCUGUCGUGGGGGUCUUCUUGUCUGUUAUUCGGAUGGCGACUGAUUCAUUCUCCGCCAAAUCGAAGUUUGUCGACUCGAUAGAAAUUGGACUUUGGGUCAUAAACUUGGCUCAAGGUACUGCUCUUUGUCUUCCAUCUCCUUUCCCGACUGGCUUUCCAAUUGCAUGGAGAAUGGGAGUGAGCAAUCUCUUUGUUCUGUUGCUGUUGCUCGCUCGGCGCUAUAUCAUCUCAAUUGCGGACCACUUGACCAACUCAUCUCCCAAGUUGCUCGGAGCACAGGUCAUAGCCAGUUCUUUACUUGUUAUCAUGUGCUUCAUGGUCCCUCGACGCCCGGACGUUUACCGAAAUGAGAAACUGGUAGACAGACAGUUCACUACCGGUGUUUUAAGCUGGAUCAGUUUCUCAUGGAUUCAACCAGUGCUCGACAAGUGUCAUCUUCCAGACAAUUUGACUCUCGAAGAUCUGUCAGAACUUGAUUAUGAUACAACACCGGAAAUAAUACACAAGGACUCUCAAUUGAAACGAGGUACUGUGGUUGAUUCACGAGGAAUAUGGAGGUGGAUUCUUCGCUCCCAUCACUCCGCGCUGAUAUGCCAGCUUUUUAUCACCGUGACUUCGUCUUUCUUGAGCUUUGCCCCCCAACUGGCAUUGCUACAAAUUCUGCGUCACCUCGAGGAUACUCAGCUAGAGACCAAAAAGGACGAACUAUGGACCCCUGUCACUGCCCUUGGGCUGUCCGUUAUGGCAUCGGCUGCCCUGGAGCCCUUCAAGCGCUGGAUUUCUCACAAUAAAAUCGCGGUGCGAAUGCAACAACAGCUGUCUCUCGCCGUGUUCGAGAAGACUACCCAAAUCGGCCACUUCGAUCCUGUUGAUGAGAAAACUCUGCUCUCUUCUGAAGUAAAAACCAUCACAGACUUCUUUUGUCUGGCGUUCACUCUUUGCGAAUCACCUAUCAAGAUAGGAAUUUCUUCGAUCUUCUUGGCCCAUCUGCUGGGCUGGAAAAGCAUGCUUGCAGGAAUUGCAGUCCUAACAACCCUCGCGGCUACAAGGAGUAUUGUCAUGCGCAGGUACUCCGGUAACCAGAAGAAGCUGAUGAGACUUCGUGAUAGCAGACUGGAAAUGAUGACUGAGAUUCUUCAAGGCGUUUGCCCCAAGAGAAUAGACAUCAAUGAGCUACGAGACUACGAAUUGAAAUCUCAAUGGUCGGUCUAUUUCUGGCAAAUUGGAAUGAGUUCGAUGUCCUCCAUUAGUCCAAUCCUUCUCUCUAUCGCCUGUAUUGCCGCUUAUGCCUGGUCUCAUGGAUCUCUUUCUGCGUCUACCGCAUUCACAUCCAUCUCUGUCUUGAACUCGCUUCAAGCUGCCCUGGCAGUUCUCCCAAAUGCAAUUACCUCCCUAUUCGAUGCCUCAAACAGUGUGGAGCGCCUCACACUAUUCUUCUCACAAGCUGAGAAAUUGAAUAACACUAUCCCGUCCGAUACUGUCAAAUUCCGAAAUGCCUCGAUCUCGUGGCCAGGAGCCGGACCUGGCAGUAGUUACACUUUGACUGGUCUUGAGUUGAGAUUCCCUAAAGACACGGUCAGCAUCAUCACAGGACCUCCUGGUUCUGGAAAAAGUCUUCUUCUGUCUGCAAUGCUUGAUGAAGUGAAAAUCAUUAGUGGACUUAUCUCUGCGCCAGUCUCAGCCCCUCUUGACCACACGCUGUCAUUAUCAGAUCCUGAUACAUGGCUCUCAACUGUCUCACUUGCCUAUGUUUCUCAAAAACCCUGGCUGCAGAAUGCCACAAUUCAAGAAAAUAUCCGUCUCGGCCUGCCACUUGACCAUCGCCGAUAUGCUAAGGUGAUAUUUGUCUGUGGUCUCGAACAUGAUCUGAAAUGUUUGCCCCAGGGAGAUCAAACCGUGUUGAGUUGCAAAGGAGCGAAUAUCAGCGACAGUCAAAAAUCGCGGAUAUCCCUUGCUCGUGCUCUUUACUCUCGGGCAAAGACGCUUGUUGUUGACGAUAUUUUCACUACCAUCGAUAAAGAGGCUGCUACGCACAUCUACCGACAUGUUCUUUGUGGAGACGUUCUGAAUGAAAGAACGUUCAUCCUGGCUACUCGCAACGUUGAGCUUUGCUUGCCUCAGGCUGAGUAUCUGGUUACUCUGGAAAAUGGUCGUUUGAAAUCUGCAGUCAGCAUCCGUAAAAUGGCGCAGCCUGGUUUUGAUCACUCUUCUCUCCCCGAAGAAGAGAAUCAUUCUGCAUUGAAAAGCGCUAAGUCCUUGGUUUCGACUGGAGGUAGAAGUCAACAUAACAAACCGACGAUAUCAGAAUCUUUGCACGUUCUUCUAAGACAGGGAGGAGAUCCUACUCACUGGAUGUUCUUCGGUGUGGCAUUUAUUGGUUAUGCAGCAGUUAUGCUGGGCCGGGCUUGGUGCAUUCGUAAUUGGACCCAACCCCAAAGUGAAGCACAAUCAUCGGAGCAAAAGGUCGACAGCUCUGAUUAUUUGACUGUCUACGCUAUACUCUCGGCCAGUGCAUGUCUGCUGAUGAUUUGCCGUAAAUAUUUGUCCAUGGUAUCUGCACUAAGAGUGUCAGAACGGAUAUUCCACCACUUCGUUGUCACAGUUCUCAGAGCUCCCGAACAGUGGCAUGAUAAUGCCUCUGAUAUGAUCAACCGCUUCUCUGCCGAUCUCAACGUUCUGGAUUCCCGGCUUGGAGAAGACCUGGAUUCAGCACUAGGGCUCCCAAUGGAUGUGGGAAUAUCCAUGCUUGCAGGGGUCAUUGUGAGUCCAGUGUUGGCUGCAGUGGCAGCACUACUUCUGGUAGUAUAUCUGUGGUGCGGAAAGAAAUUCUCGAACACAUCUCGGCAAUUGAAGCAGCUAGAGAAGAAGACAGAAAGCUCUGUUAUCGACCAUUUCGAUGCCUGUCAAAGCGGUCUCUCCACCAUUCGAGCAUAUGGAAAAAUUGACAAAUCACUUCUCGAGUUUCAAGACAGAGUAGGCCGUCACGCACGAGCCUACUGGAACCUCCAUCUACUCAACAGAUGGCUCGACUUCAGGGUGAAUAUGCUCGGUGCAAUUUUCUCAGCCCUAACUGUCUCUUUUAUUGCCCACUCACCCGAUGUCAGCGCCUCUACCGCGGGAUUUGCAAUCAGCUUCACUCUUGAAGUUUCACUGCUCAUGGCUUUGAGUAUCCGCUCUUACUCUCGAUUGGAGGGGGAUAUGGAAAGUCUUGCUUGUGUUGAUUCGAUCUCAAACACUACAAAGCUAAGCUUGUCGGAUGAGACAUCUUUCAUGAUGAACGAUAUUUCUCCCAGGUCAUCAUUUAACAGCCAUAGAUCUUAA
Messenger RNA from Penicillium taxi, 3615 nucleotides. RefSeq lists its product as uncharacterized. Gene Ontology annotation, molecular function: ATP hydrolysis activity; ATP binding; ABC-type transporter activity. Bases 1 to 3615 code for a protein of 1204 amino acids. The record is from RefSeq and is a predicted model, not a curated record. The transcript has 3 exons. Gene Ontology annotation, cellular component: membrane. NCBI's taxonomy places the organism in Eukaryota, Fungi, Ascomycota, Eurotiomycetes, Eurotiales, Aspergillaceae. Gene Ontology annotation, biological process: transmembrane transport.